UUGGACCUGCCUGCACUCCGUCGAUAACAACAACUUAAAAUGGCGUCAGCUGAGUCGCAGCCGCGGUUCGGUCAGUCUGUCAAAGGCUUAUUAUCCGACAAGGUGGGCUCCUGUAGCGGUGACGUGAUAGCGCUGACCCGCCAGGUACUGAAAGGAUCCCGAAGUCAGGAGCUUCUUGGUCAAGCAGCAAGGAAUAUGGUGAUUCAGGAGGAUGCCAUUCUUCACGCUGAGGAUAGUCUGAGAAAAAUGUCCAUCAUUACCACACAUUUACAGUACCAGCAGGAGGCUAUCCAGAAGAAUGUUGAGCACUCUAAAAACCUGCAAGACCAGCUAAGACACCUGCUGAAGUGACAAUGACGCAGGCCAACCUCAACCCAAGUCAACACUGUCUGAGCAGGACUGAAACAUCCACAGGAUUUAUUACCAUAUUUGUACCUUAAAACUGUAGGCUGACUGGUUAAGCAGGGAGUGGGACUCACCAAUAAGUACGGCUCUGUAAGAAUUGCUCUGCUAAACAACAGCCAUUGAUAAUUUGUAAAACAUUUUCAACCGUUGUAUUAAAGUAUUGUUUUGAGUGUA
Molecule: messenger RNA, 579 nt
Organism: Pleuronectes platessa (European plaice)
Lineage: Eukaryota; Metazoa; Chordata; Actinopteri; Pleuronectiformes; Pleuronectidae
Gene: borcs7
Product: BLOC-1 related complex subunit 7
Exons: 5
Coding region: 40-351 (103 amino acids)
Cellular component (GO): BORC complex
Source: RefSeq, a predicted model, not a curated record